GAAGCCUCCACCUUCCCACCCGGGACGUCCUGAGCCGCCGCCACAACAACUGGCUCGCGCGAGACAAAGGAGCCGGCCCGGGGCGGCGCGCGGGACCAGGGGGGCGCGGGGAGGCGAGGGCGCGGCGCGGGUGGGAGCCGGGGCGGAGACCUCCUGCCCGGCCUCCGGACUCGGUCCAGCCUUUGACCCUCGGUCCCCCGCGGCCCCCCUGCAGGCCGCGCCCCGGGAACCGCUGCCCCGGCCUCAACUCGCUCCUUUCAGCCCCACGCACCGAGCGGAGCGCAGCACCCGGGCGGGCGGCCGGCCGGCAUGGCGGUGUCCUGGAGGAGCUGGCUGGCCAACGAAGGGGUUAAACACCUCUGCCUGCUCAUUUGGCUGUCCCUAAAUGUCCUGCUUUUCUGGAAAACCUUCCUGCUGUACAAUCAAGGGCCAGAAUACUACUACAUCCACCAGAUGUUGGGCGUAGGAUUGUGUCUAAGCAGAGCCUCUGCAUCUGUCCUGAACCUCAACUGCAGCCUUAUCCUUUUACCCAUGUGCCGGACACUCCUGGCUUAUCUUCGAGGAUCACAGAAGGUUCCAAGCAGGAGAACAAGAAGAUUAUUGGAUAAAAGUAAGACAUUCCACAUAACCUGUGGCAUAACUAUCUGUAUUUUCUCAGGUGUGCAUGUGGCUGCCCACUUGAUGAAUGCCCUCAACUUCUCAGUGAACUAUAGUGAAGAUUUCCUUGAACUGAAUGCAGCAAGAUACCGAAAUGAGGAUCCUAGAAAGCUUCUCUUCACAACUGUUCCUGGUCUGACAGGUGUCUUCAUGGUGGUGGUACUGUUCCUCAUGGUUACAGCUUCUACCUAUGCAAUAAGAGUUUCUAAUUAUGAUAUCUUCUGGUAUACUCACAACCUCUUCUUUGUCUUCUACAUGCUGCUGCUGUUGCAUGUUUCAGGUGGGCUGCUGAAGUAUCAAACCAAUUUGGAUGCCCACCCGCCUGGCUGCAUCAGUCUUAACCGGACCCAGUCUCAGGAUAUUCCCUCACUAGAAUACAUCUCAGAACAUUUUCGUGGAUCUGUGCCUGAAGGAUUUUCAAAGCUAGAAGGUCAUAACCAGAAAACAGUUGUGAAGAUUUGCCUUGAGCAACCCAGGUUUCACGCUCAUUUUCCACAGACCUGGAUUUGGAUUUCUGGACCUUUGUGCCUGUACUGUGCUGAGAGACUUUACCGAUGCAUCAGGAGCAACAAACCUGUUACCAUCAUCUCAGUAAUCAGUCAUCCCUCAGAUGUCAUGGAACUCCGAAUGGUCAAAGAAAACUUUAAAGCAAGACCUGGCCAGUAUGUUAUUCUACAUUGUCCCAGUGUAUCAGCAUUAGAAAACCACCCAUUUACUCUCACAAUGUGUCCUACUGAAACCAAAGCAACAUUUGGUGUCCACUUUAAAGUAGUAGGAGACUGGACAGAACGAUUCCGAGAUUUACUACUGCCUCCAUCUAGCCAAGACUCUGAGAUUCUGCCCUUCAUUCAAUCUAGAAAUUACCCCAAGUUGUACGUUGAUGGUCCUUUUGGAAGUCCAUUUGAAGAGUCGCUGAACUAUGAAGUUAGCCUCUGUGUGGCCGGGGGCAUUGGGGUCACUCCAUUCGCAUCGAUACUAAACACUCUGCUGGAUGACUGGAAGCCGUACAAGCUAAGAAGACUGUACUUUAUCUGGGUGUGCAGAGACAUCCAAUCAUUCCAGUGGUUUGCAGACUUACUCUGUAUGUUGCAUAACAAGCUUUGGCAAGAAAACAGACCUGACUAUGUGAACAUCCAGCUGUACCUCAGUCAAACAGAUGGAAUACAGAAGAUAAUUGGAGAAAAAUAUCACACACUGAAUUCUAGGCUUUUUAUUGGACGCCCUCGGUGGAAGCUUUUAUUUGAUGAAAUAGCAAAAUGUAACAGAGGGAAAACAGUUGGAGUUUUCUGCUGUGGACCAAGUUCGAUUUCCAAGACUCUUCAUAAUUUGAGUAACCAGAGCAACUUAUAUGGGACAAAAUUUGAAUACAAUAAAGAAUCCUUCAGCUGAAGCCUUGGAGACUAAUCUUUUGAGGACACUAAAGAAGGAACAGUGCAAUUUCUAAGACUUGGAAACUAAGCUGAAUCAAACAAUUCUGCUAUGCCAAAGAAUAUCAAGAUUUCAUUAUUUAUGAUUAUUUAAUAUGAGAAUGCAAAGAAUAUGGCAAAAUGACAUGUUUAAUCUGGAAGCCAAAGAGGCCCUGAAGAAUAUUUGAUGUGGUGAUUCACAUUUUGAUGGCAAAAUUAAAAGAAUGCUGUUAGAUGCACACUGUUGAUUUUUAUGGGAAAUUCAAGAACUCUCUUGUGAGGAGCUGAACUUGCUUACUUGGAAGCUGAUAGCUGCAGUCCUCUCUAAAUUGUUUUUGGUUGAACAGAUUCAAGAUUGAACAAAAUUAAAAAUUCAUUGAAACUCCGACUCCAUUUUCUACGUUGUACCUAAGUGGAGUAGCUUUAAUUUGGAAAGGAUCCAGGCAAACACUUGGAGUUUGAAACUGCAGCACAAAACUUUCUAUUGAUACGGGUACCCCAUGUCCACUGCUAAUCUCCUUUACUAACUCUGUCGUCUCCCUGUAUUGUUUGUGCUCUACACACUCCUGAGCCUUCUACCCAUCUACUUUCUCAUUUUUUGCACCUUAUUCUCUACCAGGCAAAUCUGCACUCCAUCAGCCAACCUCGACACAGUGAUUUAAUAGAACUAUUUUAUCACUAAUUUGCUCAACUGAAUACUGUUGCAGAGUAGUGAAAACUGUAAAAGGCAACCUCCAAAAGUACUUUGUUUAGUUUAUGCUUGGACCCCAAAGAGCCUUGUAUCUUGCAGCAAACACUGAAGCACAAGCCCAAUCUCCUUCGUCUUUCUUUGCUUUCAGCUAGAGAUGUUGAAGUCACGUUCCUGAAGUGGGACCCUCACUUUGCUAUCUAGAAAAGUGGAACUGCUUCACUAUUUAUUCAAAUUUAAGUUAAAAGUCACUAAUAUUAUUUUUUGCACUGUUUGGUAUCAUGGUGAAUUAUUAGAUUUAAAUUUCCUAUUCGUGUGAUCCAAUCAGUUUAUGACCUCUCAUUAUUGAAUAUUCUUGAAUCAGAAGGAAGUCUACUUUACUACCUUAAUAAUUAAGGUAUUCUUACAGUUUGACAAUUUAAUUUGGUAGAGAGCUAGUCAUGCUAUCAAGUGUAACAUAUUCCUGAAAUCAGAUUCUUGCCUUAUUUUUGAUAGUCCUUUGCAUGUCACAUUACAAUGGUAAGUGAUGUUAUUAUUUGGUUUUGGCAUGAUUCACCACUAACCAACAAGCAUACUAAAACAUCUAGCACCAAAUGACCACAUGUUUAUUUAUUCACAUAUUUUUUUCUUUCUUUGAAACAUUUUUUUAUCCCUUCUAUGGGCAAUGUGCAAUGCUCAUAUAAAGAGCUCUGAACACACACACACACACACACACACACACACACACACACACACGUAUGUAUAACAUUACAUUUUGGCAAUGCUGUCCAGAUAGAUUAGGAAAGAUUUUCAAACACAGAUCAGAACGAACUCAUAAAAAGAAACUUGAUUUUAUCCAAGCUUGAUGUGCAAUACUGAAUCCUUGUUGAUCAUAACAUUCAUGUGAUUAUGUGAAUUCAUCAGAUUUCAAUAAUUCAGAUCAAAAAUUUUUGAAAAGAUGAUAUUUCAGAGCUUGUCUGCAAUGUUGGAUAAACCUUCUUGCCUAAUCUAAAUUCCAGAGCAUGUUCAAGCAUCUAUAUGUUAAACAUAGUUUAUUUUUGAACAGGGAUAAAAUUAAAGCUUUAUCACACAUGUAGAAGACAGCUUUGUUUGCUUUGUCAGAUUCUUUCUGUGGUGGCGGUUAUUGUUAUAUAUACCUUAAAUCACUAAUUUUGAUGGCAAUAAAUAUUAAAUUUGAAA
This is a messenger RNA of Peromyscus maniculatus bairdii (prairie deer mouse), 3930 nucleotides long. It is a transcript of the gene Nox4, whose product is annotated as NADPH oxidase 4. The record is from RefSeq and is a predicted model, not a curated record. Lineage: Eukaryota; Metazoa; Chordata; Mammalia; Rodentia; Cricetidae. Gene Ontology annotation, molecular function: superoxide-generating NAD(P)H oxidase activity. Gene Ontology annotation, cellular component: NADPH oxidase complex; plasma membrane. Gene Ontology annotation, biological process: superoxide anion generation; defense response.